Pocillopora damicornis (cauliflower coral) is the source of this 702-nucleotide messenger RNA. RefSeq names its product atrial natriuretic peptide receptor 1-like. Lineage: Eukaryota; Metazoa; Cnidaria; Anthozoa; Scleractinia; Pocilloporidae. Gene Ontology annotation, cellular component: plasma membrane. Gene Ontology annotation, biological process: protein phosphorylation; receptor guanylyl cyclase signaling pathway; intracellular signal transduction. Gene Ontology annotation, molecular function: protein kinase activity; adenylate cyclase activity; peptide receptor activity. The record is from RefSeq and is a predicted model, not a curated record.
AUGAGAAUUUACCUUUCUGAAGUUUUCGCAGCAGGCUUGUUUUGGUUAUUUCUAUCGAGCGCCAUCGGUGAAUACAACACGGAUGAGAACGUAAAAGAAGUGAAAAUUGGCGUUUUGGUACCAAUGACCGGUUACUGGCCAAUCGGCAAAACAUCUGCGUCCGCUAUUACCAUUGCAGUGGACAAAAUCAACAGAGAUCCCACUCUUCUCCUAGGGUACAACAUGACGUUUCUAUGGAAUGAUUCCAUGUGCUUAGCCGCCGAAGGACUGAACCAAGCGGUGGAGUUUCGAAUUUCUGGAGUGGACGCCAUCAUAGGAGACGGAUGCGACAUUAUUUGUGAACCGGCUGCCAUUUUAGCGGCGUCGUGGAAUCUGCCUAUGAUAUCCUGGGGCUGUGAAUCGAGUAAGCUAUCAGAGAAAAGCAUUUACUCGACGUUCGCCAGAACGGUAGGAUCUUUCUCCAAAAUGGGCGGCCUGUUCAUGUCCGUACUUGGAUACUUCAAAUGGAAAAGUAUUGGAAUUAUAGCGUCUACAGAGAGCAUAUGGCAACUGGCCAUGACUGGCCUGAUGAAGGUGUUUUUACAGCACGAUAUUGACAUUCGCUAUAUACACACUCUCAAUCCUGGGCAUGUACUCGUCACGGAGCGAGAGGAGUACAAGAGCGUGUUGAUGCUUGCUAAAGAAACAGCCAGAAGUAAGUGA